This is a messenger RNA of Aspergillus terreus NIH2624, 588 nucleotides long. RefSeq lists its product as uncharacterized. Bases 1 to 588 code for a protein of 195 amino acids. Gene Ontology annotation, molecular function: N-acetyltransferase activity. Gene Ontology annotation, biological process: protein acetylation. The record is from RefSeq and is a predicted model, not a curated record. Lineage: Eukaryota; Fungi; Ascomycota; Eurotiomycetes; Eurotiales; Aspergillaceae. The transcript is spliced from 2 exons.
AUGCAACAAAGCUGGCGUCAAGACCCAGACAAACUAACCUUCAUCAUCUGUCUCCCAGCCCAAAGCUCCCACCAAGACACCGGGAGUUCCACCCCGCUCCGCCCCGAAGACGACAGUCCCGAGCGCAUGGUCGGCGACAUCAACCUCUUCCUCCGCAUUGACGACGGCGAAGAGGGUGCGUCCGCGCCGCAGAUCAUCGGCGAGAUCGAGCUCAUGAUCGCCGAGAAGCAAAACCAACGCAAAGGCUUCGGGCGUGCCGCGCUCCUCGCCUUCUUGCGGUAUAUCGUCGACCACGAGGCGGCGAUUCUGGGCGAGUUUGUCGGCCGCGAUGCGUCGGCGUCGGAGGCGCUGGCGCUUUCAAAGGGCGCCGCUGGUUCUGGGUCUGGUGGGUGGAGGUUCUCGUGUCUGAGUGUGAAGAUUGGGCAGACGAAUGUGCGCAGCUUGGCGCUUUUUGAGAGUGUCCUGUUUCGCAAGGUUGCGGAUGAGCCGAAUUACUUUGGGGAGUUUGAGCUGCGGAGGACGGAUUUGGGGAGAGAAUGGGUUGAUGAGGCGCUUGGGCGGGCUGGGGAUUGGUUGUCGAGGUUUUAG